Molecule: messenger RNA, 187 nt
Organism: Diversispora eburnea
Lineage: Eukaryota; Fungi; Glomeromycota; Glomeromycetes; Diversisporales; Diversisporaceae
Source: the annotation of a GenBank genome assembly
GAAAUAAAUUCUUCCGAAGGGAAUAAAAAUGAUACAGAAAGUGAUAAUUUAGAUUCUAUUGAGUCCGAAGAUAAAGAAAGCAAUUCAGAAUCAGAAUCUGAAAGUAAUAAUGAUAAUGAUAAAGAUAUUUUGGAUGAGAUCCUUGUAAUGAUGAGAGACUUAUUAGUUGAAACUGAAUUGAAUGUUG